Messenger RNA from Colletotrichum abscissum, 4134 nucleotides. RefSeq lists its product as uncharacterized. The record is from RefSeq and is a predicted model, not a curated record. The transcript is spliced from 2 exons. NCBI's taxonomy places the organism in Eukaryota, Fungi, Ascomycota, Sordariomycetes, Glomerellales, Glomerellaceae. The coding region runs from base 1 to 4134 and encodes 1377 amino acids.
AUGGCGGCGGUCGCGGUGGCCACAUUUUUCCCAUCAGGGCGGGCAGAAGGCGCAUAUCGAUGGGAGCCAACCCAGCAUUCGACGACAACUGGCUGGGCUGAGGAAGAUGUGCGCAUCCGCUUGCGCAUGAUCGCCCGCGCCUGGGAAUCCGCUUCACACAAUGCUCAGAUUUCAUCCCAUCAUCGACGACCCCUCAAAACCACAUGCAACAUCUCAACUCCGUUGAAAACACCAGAAUGCGGCCCGCGAUGGUUGCGACGAUUUGAAGCGCCCUCUGAACCGUCCGAGCCAUGCGAGCAAGUCAUGGAUCCGACGAACACUGGCGGUUUUGCAAGUCGACGACCAUCAGACUUUUCCUUCUUCACCCAACCGCAAACUUCAAGUGCAGAACACCGACAGCGACGUAACGGCGACGCCAUAUUUAGCGAUCCCACACGCGACUUUCUCAUCGACUUCGGUUCCGAGGAAGGAUUCAUGCAAGCGGCGAAGAAGAAGAAUAAGAAGGCCCCAGCCAAGGCGCCGGCGGCAAACAACAAUAACGAUGACGAUGGCGCGAAGAAGGAAGACGAAGGCGCCGGCGAUGGAGGUGAUCAAGGCGGUGACGCAGGUAACGACGGCGGAGCUGCGGGCGACGGCGAUGGAGGCGACAAAGAGACACCGCCACCAGCAGACGAUCCGCCCCCGGAAGAUGACUGGGGCUUCGCAACCACGAAAUCCAAGAAGAAGGGCAAAAAGGCUGACGAACCGGCGCCUGAUUCAUUCGAUGAAAUAAAACUGGACGACAUAGGCAGCGGCAACGGGUCGCUAGACAUCAAUUUCGGCUCAACGGAGACCAAGAAGUCAGGGGGGGUUGGUUGGGGAUUGGGAGCGUCAAAUUGGACAACAACAGGCACGGGACUAGGGAACACAUGGGAUUGGUCUGGCGCUAACAAGAAUGCAGCCACAAGUACGCCGGCAGAGGCAAAGGAAGACGCCGAUUCAAAUCCAUGGGGCUCCAAAAGCAAAACGAAGAAGAAAAGCACGACACUGGGGUUUUCGUUCGGCGACGAUACACCAGCUGACCCGGAACCGGCACCCGACCCGCCGCAGGAGAAAGAGGAGAAAGAUGACCCGUGGGGUUUCGGCACUGCGACUACAAAGAAAGACAAGAAGAAGAAGAAAGCCAGUAUCUGGGAUGCGGUGGAAGAAGAUAAGGCUCCUGAACCAGCCAAGGAGGAGACACCUGCAGACGACCCAUGGGGUUCGUGGGGCGGUACCACCAAGAAGGGGAAGAAGGACGACCCUCCCAAAGAGGAGCCGAAAGACGACCUGUGGGAUACCUGGGGACUUGGUAAGAAGAAGAAGAACAAGGACGAGCCGGCCCCUGAACCAAUCCCUGAGCCGGCGCCCGAUCCGCCAGCCUCUAACGAGGAUCCUUGGAGUUGGGGAACAUCAUCGGGGAAGAAGAAGAAGAAAGGUCUAGUCGAACUUGAACCUGAACCUCCCCCGGUGGUAGAACCAGAGCCGGAACCCACCCCGCCGCCAGAACCCGAGCCAGAGCCCGUUGAUCCUUUCGCAGGCUUGACCAAUUCACAGAAGAAGAAAAAGAAGAAGGAGAUGGCUGCCGCCGCCGCUGCUGCCGAGGCCGAAGCUGCUAAAGCCGCCGAGGCCGCCGCCGCCGCCGAAGCGGAAGAGGCUGCCCGAAAGGAAGAGGAGGAACGACUAGCAAAAGAGGCCGAAGAGCAAGCCGCCAAAGAAGCAGCAGAAGCCGAAGAGGCGGCGAAAGCAGCGGAAGCCGCCAAAGCAGCAGCUACGGACGACUUUGGAUGGGGUGUAUCAACUAAAACCAGCAAGAAGAAGAAGAAGGGCAAAGCUGAACCAGAGCCCGAACCGGUUCCUCCUCCACCCCCUCCAGCCCCUGAACCAGAGCCUGAGCCAGAGAAAAAGGACGACCCAUGGGGCUUUGGUACCGUGACAUCCAAAAAGGACAAGAAAAAGAAGAAGGGCCUUCUUGCCGAACCUGAACCUCCCAAGGAACCGGAACCUGAACCCGAGCCGGAGCCAGUACCGGAGCCAGAGCCUGAACCGGAGAAGCCAGCAGAAGAUGACUUUUGGGCCACUUUGACAGGAUCCAAAAAGGACAAGAAGAAGAAGAAGAGCAAGACUGCCGAUCCCGAGCCGGAACCCAUUCCUGAACCUGCGCCCGAGCCUCCUGCUGCUGAUCCAGAGCCAGAACCACCAGCGGACGACGACUGGGCAAGCUUCGGCCUUUCCAAGAAGGACAAAAAGAAGAAGAAGGGCAAAUUGGCGGACCCCGAACCCGAACCCGAGAUUGUACCAGAACCGGCGCCUGAUCCCCCAGCCGAGGAAGCGGAGCCGGAACCUGAAAAGAAGGAUGACGACGACUUCUGGGCCGCUGCUACUAGUUCGAAGAAGGACAAAAAGAAGAAGAAGGAGGCCGAAGCUGAAAAGUCCAAAGACGACUCUUGGGGCAUCUGGGGCCUUUCCUCCAAGAAAGACAAGGAGAAGGAGAAGGAGAAGGAGAAGGACAAAGACAAGGAGAAGGAAAAGAAGAAGAAAAGCAAGGAGGCCGACAAGGAAGCCGAGGAACCGAAGGCUGAAGUGGUCGAAGAGGAUGAAUGGGCCGGCUUGAGCAAGUCGGACAAGAAGAAGAAGAAGAAAGAUGCCAUGGCCUUGGUUGAGUUUGGCGGAGAGGACGAGCCUACCCCUGCCGAGGAAGCCCCUCCUGCCGUGCCAGAUAUUGCCGACCCCCUGGAUGGCGGCGGCUUCUUCAGCUCAUGGAACAUCGGCGGUAAGAAAGACAAGAAGAAAAAGGGAGCCGACACCGACGAAGGUGCUUCUAUGAAGCCCGAUGCAAUCGAGGAGCCCACAGAUGACAUCUGGGGAACCUCGUCCUCCAAGAAGAAGAAGGAUAAAUCCAAGAACGAGCCCAUUGAAGUCGUGGACGAGGAGCCCAACGUGGAUUCCGUACAACCGGAUUCCGUCGAGGAGACCAAAGACGACGAUGACUGGGCCGGCUGGGGAUCCUCCAAGAAGAAGUCUAAGAACCGUAAGGACAUACUCGCCGACCCUCCACCGGAAGCUCCCACCCCUCCCUCAUUGGACAUGGCUGAGCCUGUAGCAGAAGCAGAACCUGAGAAAGAGAAAUCCAGCUUUUGGGGCGACAUGACCUCUUCCAAGUCUAAGUCCAAGGAUAAGGAUAAAGAUAAGGAAAAGGAGAAGUCCAAGAAAGAGCCCAAGCUGAGCGAGAAGGAGCUCAAGAAGCUCGAGAAAGAAAAGAAGAAGGCUGAAAAGGAAGAGGCAGCGCGGUUAGCCAAAGAGGAAGAGGAGGCUGCCGCCGCCGCUGCUGAGGCCGCUGCCAAGGAAGAGGAAGAACGCCUUGCACAAGAAGCAGAGGAGGCCGCGGCAGCGGAGGCGGCUGAGGCGGCCGAGAAGGCACGAAUCGAGGAAGAGGAGGCUGCAAAGAUUGCGGACGAGGAGGAGCAGUUCGCUGCCUUGGAGGCCAAGAAGCUCAAGAAGGGCAAGUUGACCAAGAAGGACCAGGGUGUUUACGACACGCUCAAGGCAUCGAUCGACGAGCGCGCUGCCGCAUCCCAAGCUGCUGCGGAUGCCGAAGCCGCCGCCGCCGCCGAAGCUGAAGAAGCCGCUCGCAUCGAAGAGGAAGAGCGACUCGCCAAGGAAGCCGAAGAAGCUGCUGCCAAGGAAGCUGAGGAGGAAGCUGAAGCAGCAGAGAAGAAAGCGAAGAAAAGCUCCAAGUCGGAGAAGGAGUCCAAGUCCAAGUCGAAGAAAGACAAGGAGAAAGAAAAGGAGAAAGAGAAGGAGAAAGAGAAAGAGAAGGAAAAGAAGGAGAAGAAGGACAAGAAGGACAAGAAAAGCAAGGACAAGGAGAAGGAGAAGGAAGAGGAGCCGGAGCCGGCACCAGUCGAGGACGUCGAUAAUGAGGACGAGCUGGCCGACAUUGAGCUGACCGAGGACCAAAUCGAGGAGCUCCUGGCCGAUCCCGAGCCUGAGGAAGCUGCUCCUCCUCCACCACCCCCGGCGCCGGAAGUAAAGCCAUCCAACGAUGCCUUCAGUUUCUGGGGCGUUGGCACUAAGAAGUCAAAGAAAGGUAUGUGGCCUCAGGCUCGCAGCUAA